Dioscorea cayenensis subsp. rotundata (Guinea yam) is the source of this 1142-nucleotide messenger RNA. RefSeq lists its product as uncharacterized. NCBI's taxonomy places the organism in Eukaryota, Viridiplantae, Streptophyta, Magnoliopsida, Dioscoreales, Dioscoreaceae. The record is from RefSeq and is a predicted model, not a curated record. The transcript is spliced from 5 exons. The coding region runs from base 98 to 991 and encodes 297 amino acids.
GUGAGCUGCUUUCUUUUUCUACUCCCCAAGCAAAGCAAACCAAAGCCCACACUCAAAGCGUGAGAGAGAGAGGGAGAGAGAGAGAGAGAGAGGGAGAAUGGCGCCGGAGAAGAGGAAUCCGCGGUCAACGGCGGAUCUGCUCAUCUGGUCGGAGACGCCACCGCCGGAUCCGCCGGCGGUACAAGCGCCGCGACCUCACCAGCAACCGGCAGCGGUCGCGAAGGUGCUGUUUGGAGGUCAGGUGACUGAGGAGGAGGCUGCUAGCUUGCUUAAGAGGAAACCUUGUUCAGGAUCGAAGUUAAAGGAAAUGACUGGCAGUGGUAUAUUUGUUGGUGAUGAUGAAAAUGGUACAUCGGAAUCUGGGGGCACCUUUUCAACUCCGAACAAUAAAACAAGUGUUCGAAUCUGUCAGCAAACAAUCAAUGCAAUGAGUCAGAUCUCAUUCAGUGCUGAUGAGAGUGUUUCACCCAAGAAGCCAACUUCCUUGGCUGAGGUAGCAAAGCAGAGAGAAUUAAGUGGGACUCUUGAUAGGGAAUCAGAUGCCAAAAGCAAGAAGCAAAUAUCCGAUGCAAAGUGCAAAGAGCUCAGUGGGCAUGAUAUCUUCGGUCCCCCACCUGAGAUUCCCGCCAGACCUUUAGCUGCCCGUAAUUUGGAGAAGGAGAAGGAAAUUGGAGAACCUCUGCCACGGAGCAUACAUACUUCUGUAAAAGUCUCUAAUCCUGCCGGUGGUCCAAGCAGCAUGAUAUUCAGUGAGGAAACUCCAGUCAAGACAGCAAAGAAAAUCUACACUCAGAAAGCAGCAGAACUCUCUGGUAAUGACAUCUUCAAAGAAGAUGCACCACCAGGAUCAGCUGACAAACCCCUCAGCAAUGCAAAGCUAAAGGAGAUGACUGGCAGUAACAUUUUCGCAGACGGAAAAGUCGAGUCUAAAGAUUAUUUUGGCGGCGUUCGCAAGCCACCCGGUGGGGAAAGCAGCAUUGCACUGAUUUAAUUGUUCUAACCAUCCUUGUUUUUCAAUCUGGUGUUGGAAAAACAAAUGGAUAUUUAUUUGAAAUGUAGAACAGGAAGAUCAGUGUGUUGUGAUGUGGUGUUGUGUGAUGGAAGGGACUUUGAUCUUAACUAUUGCGAACUUUGGACUUUAA